UCAAAUCAAAUUAGAAAAAGACCGAGAAUAGUUCUCUAGAAAGCAAAACCCAACUCUCUCCCUUUCUUUUUCCAUCACCUUUUCUGUUCCAAUUGUCACACAGAUUCUUCCUCCUUCAACUUUUUCUCUCCAGCACUUGCCACAUCCAUGACAAAGGAGCACUCUCCAGAUAAAACCCAUCACCACCUCCCUAAAAUGACCGAAGAAGAAGAUCAUAAAAAAAACCCCACCACAAAAAAACGAUACAUGGCUCCAAUUUACACCAGCGGCCCCUACAGAUCCAUCUGCACCUGCCUCUCCAUCUUACUCCUCCUCGCCGGCGUCACCGCCCUCACCCUCUGGCUCGUCUACCGCCCCCACAAACCCCAGUUCACCGUCGUCGGCGCCGCCGUCUACGACCUCAACGCCACUUCCCCUCCCCUCAUCUCCACCACCAUGCAGUUCACCCUCGUCACCCACAACCCCAACCGCCGCGUGUCCAUCUACUACGACCGCCUCUACGCCUUCGUGUCGUACAAGAACCAGGCGAUCACACCACAGGUGGCCCUGCCGUCGCUGGUGCACGAGCAUCGGAGCACGGUGGCGGUGUCGCCGGUGCUGGGCGGCAGGGCGGUGCCGGUGUCGUUGGAGGUGGUGAACGGGCUGACGGUGGACGAGGCGUACGGCGUAGUGGGGCUGAGGGUGGUGGUGAUGGGGAGGCUGCGGUGGAAGGCCGGUGCGAUAAGGACUGCGCAUUAUGGGGUUUAUGUCAAGUGUGAUGUUUUGGUUGGGUUGAAGAGAGGGUUUGUGGGUCAAGUUCCUUUGCUUGGAAAUCCUUCAUGUCAAGUUGAUAUAUGAUAACUUGUUCAAUUUUCAUGUCACUUGAAUAUGUUUCCUUUUCUUUUUAUUGUACUUAUGAUCAUCCCAAGUUUUUUUGUUCUUCAUUUCCCUUUGAAUCUGUAAGAGUAAUUAAUCAAUUUGAGCUCUGCAUAUCUUCAAUUU
Prunus dulcis (almond) is the source of this 981-nucleotide messenger RNA. RefSeq names its product NDR1/HIN1-like protein 12. Gene Ontology annotation, biological process: defense response to other organism. The transcript has a single exon. NCBI's taxonomy places the organism in Eukaryota, Viridiplantae, Streptophyta, Magnoliopsida, Rosales, Rosaceae. The record is from RefSeq and is a predicted model, not a curated record. The coding region runs from base 148 to 837 and encodes 229 amino acids.